ACGCACAGCGCCACAAAACCAGUUUACAGCAAGAAUCAGAAGUUGUCUCUUGCUUAAGUUUUGCAGCAUUACAGCCCGUUUUAAUUUUAACUUAGUUCAUAUCACCUGAAAAUGUAUUGGAAACUACUCUUUGUGGCAUUAACUCUUAGCGUGCUGGGAAGUACAACAGCCGAGGAACUAGGUGCCUGUUCAAAUCAGACCAGUUGUGCAGACUGCUCAGAAGUCAUCAUUGAGAAAACAACUGCCUGUCAGUGGGUGGAGUGCACAGCAGUAAACUCCUCAGUCUCAGGCCACUGUGUGAAUAACACUGAAGCCUUCAGCACAAAUUGCACAGCUGUCAACACAACUUCUUGUACAGUCAAUUCAACCACUGUUGGUCCACCGACUACAAGCAACUCCACUGCUGUAGUAACGACAGCUCCUUUGAACAUGACCACCACUGCUGCGACUCCAACCACCCCACGCAAUAUCACCGUUCCUACUACAGGCCUGACCAACUCAACAGUGCUCCCCACCACAACCCCCCAUAAGAAGUCCUCCUUUGAUGCAGCCAGCUUUAUUGGGGGCAUCGUGCUGGUGCUGGGCCUGCAGGCGGUCAUCUUCUUCCUCUACAAGUUCUGCAAAUCCAAGGAUAGCAACUAUGACAACCUCUAAGAGCCCUGCUAAUCUAGUGGUGUGGCAGUCACUGUGUGCACUGCUGCCUAAUGUCAGCCACACCCCCUCCUUGCAAACAGUGUUUCUGCAGAGUUCAAGCAGCCUCUUUAGUAUGUGAUGAGUGCGUUGUUCUUGUGGUUGAUCACACAGUGUAAUCGCUGGUUGGCCACAGGUAACUCGCUCAUGCUGUGUUAUGCGUGAUGGUUCUUAAGAGAGUUCAAGCUUAGGUUUUUCUGUUCUAAAGUUUAUUUUGUGGUUGGCUGCCUACC
Messenger RNA from Polyodon spathula (Mississippi paddlefish), 923 nucleotides. Its product is annotated as sialomucin core protein 24-like. NCBI's taxonomy places the organism in Eukaryota, Metazoa, Chordata, Actinopteri, Acipenseriformes, Polyodontidae. The transcript is spliced from 6 exons. Gene Ontology annotation, cellular component: cytoplasmic vesicle. The coding region runs from base 112 to 654 and encodes 180 amino acids. The record is from RefSeq and is a predicted model, not a curated record.